CUUUUAUUACUUCUUUCAGAUUUAAAUGACACCUAGCUCCGUUUGGAAAGUUUAUUGUAACAGUGACAUCAAUUGACGUAGUGGUAAAACCACAAAGGGCAUUCAGCCUCCCGGAAGAAAGAUGCAUCAUGAAGCAAAGUCGACAUUCACCAGAGGUUUAGGCCUCAAUGAUUGUUCAGGGUGCUUUUCAGCGUGCCUGUCAAAGGAAAUGUAUUAGCUCUAUGAAAAAUAAAAGUCGCCAAAAUUAAGACCUGCAAUUUAUAAAACGUUUAUUCUGAUUGGCCUUGAGAAUGAACACUUCUACUGUCUUGCCCCUAAAAGGCUGCACUAUCAAUGACCAGAUGGUGCCAUUCACCUACUUUUACUACAUGAUCUUCUUGACAGGCAUUAUUGGAAGUUUGGUGGCACUCUGGGCAUUCAUACACCAACCUAAAAAUAGUAAAAGCAUUAAUGUUUACCUCACCAAUCUCUUAACAUCUGACUUCCUCUUGACUCUAGCCCUGCCUUUUAAAAUUGCAGUGGAUUUGGGAAUUGCACCUUGGAAGCUAAAGAUUUUUCAUUGUCAGGUGUCAGCUUGUCUAAUUUAUAUCAACAUGUAUGUGUCAAUUAUGUUUUUGGCUUUCGUGAGUGUGGAUCGCUACUUGGAGAUCACUCAAACAUCAAAGAUUUUCAAGAUCCAGAACACGGGAUUUGCCAAGAUGAUGUCAUCAGUCAUCUGGCUUUUACUUAUUCUAAUUACAAUACCAAACAUGUUGAUACCUAUUCAGGAUAUCUCAGAAAAGCCGCUAGUCACCUGCGCAGAAUUCAAGACGCAACUUGGACUGCACUGGCACACCUUAACCACCUUCAUAUGCAUUGCCAUUUUUAUGAACGCUUCUGCAGUGAUACUGAUCUCAAAUGGCCUUAUUCUGAAGAGGCUCUGCCAUGAAACAGAUAACCAGAAUUACAAAAAUGUUAAGCGGGCAAUGCGCAACAUACUGAUAGUGACUGUGGGCUAUGUAGUUUGCUUUGUGCCUUAUCACAUUGUUCGAUUACCAUAUACACUAACUCAGAACAAAGUCAUAAAUGAUUGCUCACUCAAGAGAUCUCUAUUUCUUGCUAAGGAGUCCACCCUACUCUUGGCUGUCCUCAACCUUUGUUUUGACCCUAUUUUAUAUUUCUACCUCUCUCACUCAUUCCGAGAGAAAAUUACUGAAGCAUUCCGACCACAAAGAAAAACUUCUGAAAAAAUCCCAAAGAAAAAUGGGGAAUGUCAGAAUCUGAAGGACACUGAAGACCAAAGGAUUGUUGCAAGCUGAAAUUCUUCUUCUUAUUAUUAUUGUUAUUUGCUAGCGCUUAAUUUUAAGGCCUGAGAUGCACCCUGUUGGCAAAUGAAUGCAGUUGCAAGUGUUGAUACAGAAAAUGGUGUGCUUUCACCAAACCUCACAGCAGUGCCUAACUUAACUGAUCUGUUACUCUUUCACAAUAAAUGUGUGGCCGUAACCUACAUUACAAACUUAAAACAUACUUGACAGGCAUAUCUACAAGUUCAUUGACCUAUUACUACUGUAUGUACUGCUUCAUUCUUUCAAACAGAUACAGGAUACUUUUUAAUGUUUUAAAUAUCUGAACCAAAAUUGUAUUUUCAAAGUAUAAAAACCUCAAUUACUUCAUUACCUACUGUAUAAAAAAAACCCAUCUCUGAGAGAUGGGCAUGCUGGAUACUUUCAGCCCUCCUCUUUGGUAUGAACCUCAUCAGAUCACAGAUAGCACCAUGGAAGUUUUAAUCUGGGUACAACAGACAUGCCACUGCACUGCGAGAAGUUUAAGGGCUUUUCCUCCUAAAGAUGUGUUAGGUUGGCUGCUGAUUCUAAAUUUGUUGCAUGUGACAGUGAGUGUAGGUACGAGUGGGCUCCUAGUGAACUUGACUCUGUACAGGCUUUUUGCCAAUGGAGGACAGUGUCCAGCUCCCCAUGAUUCUGAACUGGAUUAAGUGGGUUUGAGCAUGUUAUGUUAUUUGUUGUAUUUAAAUAGUAAUUAAUAAUGACCUUCUUUUCUUGAAAGUGACAAACCAAGAGGUAUCUUUCAGAUACUAUUACAGAUUGUAACAAUACCAUAGUAAUCGCACUUUAAUUAAAACAUAUGAUAAAUAUUUACUAAAUUAAACAAUCUAAUCAAUAUUUGUUGGCUUGUUGACUUGGAGGUGUUCCUGUGACACAACCAGCAGUGAAAUGCUGUACUGUACUUUAUUAAUAAAGCAUUCAACAUUUCAGAACUUAAGACAAAAA
This is a messenger RNA of Polypterus senegalus (gray bichir), 2267 nucleotides long. It is a transcript of the gene gpr171, whose product is annotated as G protein-coupled receptor 171. Gene Ontology annotation, molecular function: G protein-coupled purinergic nucleotide receptor activity. Gene Ontology annotation, biological process: G protein-coupled receptor signaling pathway. The transcript has 2 exons. Lineage: Eukaryota; Metazoa; Chordata; Cladistia; Polypteriformes; Polypteridae. Gene Ontology annotation, cellular component: membrane. The coding region runs from base 291 to 1298 and encodes 335 amino acids. The record is from RefSeq and is a predicted model, not a curated record.